UGUGAGAAACAUAAUAUAAAUGUGAAUAAAGGCAGGUGCAGGUGCUGGUGCUGGUGCUGAUGAGGCGCAGCAGCGCCCCUCCUCCUCCGUCUGCACCGUAAAUCUUAUUUAUGAAUGCCUGCCGCUCACGGGCGUGUGCACGCAAUUCCUUAUCAUCAUCAUUAUGUUUUAAUAAUUACAAGAUAGCAGACACUGAUUAUAGCCGAUGUUCGGGUUUGUCCCGGACCGUGCAGCGCCCGGUCAGUUCGGUUAAGCCCGGACUUUAAUUCAUGGUGGUGGAUCUGCUGGUGACAGGCUGCUCUGCUUAAUAAUACUGGGUCAAUACACCGAGCACCGCUGCACCCCAUCACCCGGAGGAGCUGUCCCACAAGGUGUGUUGCCGGGGGCAACAUCUGCCUGACCAUGUCUUUGUGAGUAUGGGCGGGGCUACCUGGCCCUGAGGCAGUCGGGAGGAGGAGUCUCAGCCCUCAGCCCCCCCUCCUCCUGUAACGGACCAAACAGAAGGACAUACAGACGGACGUGGCUCGCCCCUCCCUCCCCCUCCUCCCCUGUCCUCCCUGUUCUCUCCCCCUCCACUCCCUGUCUCCUCCCCACCUCCCUCCCCCCUUGGCCACCAUGCUGUGGUCACGCUGCUGGUGGAGACCCUGAGGAAGCAGACUCUGGAAGGUGACCCUGCUCAGCCGGGGGACUUCUAUCUGUCCCUGCUGGACCCGAAAACCCUCGGAGAGUGCUGGGCCCCUGAUGGCUUGAUGCCUGAGAGCAGCUACUGGCAGCUCUGCCCUCCCUCCAAGUCCAGCCUGCAAGGGGGGUUACUGAGCUCUAGUUUCCCCCCUGGCCCUGUGCCCCUGGUGCCCCCAGAUGCUCACCUGCAGGAGGGGGGCGACCCCCUGGACAGCGCCCCCUCUCAGCUGCAGCAGCAUCAGCUCCAGGCUCCCAGCACCUCAGCAUCCGAGCUGUCCCUUCCCGGAGCAGAGGCCCCUUCUGGCCUUGGGCCCCCUCCCCCUCCUCCCCCCCCGCUGCCCUGGAGCUUCCCCUGGGCCCCCAGCGAGGCAGCAGCGGGUGGAGGAGCCUGCUGCUGCUUCUUCCCCUCGCCCUCCUCCUGCUCCUCCUCGCCCUCCCCCCUUCACCCACCUCCCCCUCCCCAGAGGCGUUUCUCCCUCUCCCCAGUGCUCAUCAGAGACUCGGCGACCUCCACCUUUCUGCCUCCGCCUCCCGUACCGAGCCAGGCGAUGCCACCUAUGCUGGGCUGUUCCACCACUGCUGGAGCGACUGCAGGGGGGCCAGUGCCCGCCUCUCCUUCUUCAGCCUGUAGCACGCCGUCAUCUCUGCGGCGCAGCCUACCGCCGCAGCUGCCACGCUGCCACUCGCAGCCCUGUGACCUGCUGCUGUUCAAGCCGGGUCUGAAAAGGCGCCGAGACCCUGACAGACCCUGCGCCCGCCCGGUCCUCGACUUCACCAAGAUGACUCAGACGCGCAGCGUUGACCCGCAGUGUCUGGAGCGCGGUGGUGGCAGGCUGGCCUGCAGCGGUGACAUCUGCAUGGGCAUGGAGCCCUUCAUGGGAGACUUCCGGGGCUCCUGCUCACCAGCCGAAUGCCUGGGCAGGACCAGCAUCGGGCCGCUGAGCGAGAGCGACGAGGAGUGCCACGAGGAUGACGACGGGGAGGAGGAGGUGGAGGAGCGUGAGGCUGCGCAGCAGGCAGUGUUUGAGAGGGACUGUACAGAACUGGACUUGAACUUAAUAGAAGAGAACUGACAUAUUUGUAAAUGAAAGGCUGUUGUCUGUUUCUGGUUUCAUUUUGAAUUGAUCUGAACGCCCGCCCCUCUUCCUGGACCACCAUCAUCUCGACACUCCCACCACUUGCCACCAAUUGGCAAGGCUCUCAGGAACAACACCUUCUCUCAUUGGAUGAGCUGGGGUGGCGACAACAGUGAUGAUCUGACUACCAGUGAAAGGAACUCAGCGCUGCAGCUUCACUUGGAUCCUCCUACUGCUUUUUAACAUGUCCGCUGUUGGAAAGCUGAGUGUUUGGAGAGGGGACACCUGGAGUCCCAACCAGCACUGAGUGAUAACAGGGACGCCGCUCCUGCAGCUGACCUUUUCUCACCUCUGUGAUGGCUGUGUUAGCUUCAGGCAGAGUCUUCCCACAGCUGUGAUGGGGCUCUGACUGUCCAGGUAUCUUCUGUUCCCAGCUGCUGUGUCUGUAACGCCACUGUUUGAUGAGGCUGUUGCUGCAAUGCAGCGCCGACCUGAAGCAUUGUCACCACGCCAUCGCACAGUCCUACACCGACACACAAACAAGACGCCAGACAGAUUUAAAGGGGCAGUUCACUCAGCGUUAGCGUUCACUCAAAGUUCGAUUCAAAAUUCAGCAUUUCCACAGUGCCCAAACAAAUCCAUGUUAUGAUUUCUUUGUUCACUUAAAAAAAAAAACAAAGUUUCACACACUUGAAUCAGUCACUGAGUAAUGAAACUGAGCGGCGUUGUUGUCUCCCUCCUCGGCUCCCUGUCGUAAUAUCUGGUUGGUUUUCCUCAGUCUGUUAAUGACAAGAAAUAUUACUUGACCUUUUUGUUCAUGAUGCAGACAAGACAAAAAAAAACAUAAAACCUCACCUUUGAAAAGCAGAACUAUGACAAAGGUUUUACCUUUUUCUUCAAAUCAUAAAAACUAAACUUAAAAUAUGGAUGAAUAACUAAUGAACUAAUGACUGCUUUAGUGCAAAACUGUCUGCAGUCACUGCUCUCAGGUGUCUUUACUAUCGGACCUGUGACACUGCUGUUACUAAGAAGCACCUUAGGGUCGGUGAUACUGUCUGACCGGUUGUCUUCUGCCACUGAGAAUCAGACAAGAGGCUGACUGAAACUGUGUCCCCCCCCCCUCUGUAACAUUUCAAUUUUACUCACUGAUAAAAGUUGUAAAACAUUGUCAUACUUAUUUUCCAAUGUUUCUUUUGAUUUUUGUUGAAGUCUUGGUUUUGUCAUGACUAAAAAAAUUUAUGUAAAUAUUUUGUCAUCACUGUAGCUGACAAAGUUACCUCUGCUAUGUUGUCACGAUGUCAGUGCAUGUUUGACGAAAUCUGAUCAACUCUAGAUUGACGUUCAUCAUCAGGAAGGACAGGAUGCUGAGGCCUGAUUGAGGCUCUGAUUGGCUGUUUGUGUUCAGGUAGCUCUGGUUUGAUACCUGCCUCCACCUCAACACAACGGAGGAGAACAUAUUCGGUGACAUCUCAGAAACUUGUCGCCAUGUAAUGGUGACAGCGUGCUCAGGUGAACUGACCCUUUAAUGCGCCCCUGCAGAAAUAUGAGCAUAAUUAUUCAAUAGCAUCUAGGUUGUAGUUUGUUGGUCAGUUUGUGAUUUGUUGACAAGAAGAAAUAUGUAGAAAAUCACCAGACAUGACUUUUAAAUACACACAAGUAGAGCUGCUUCUAAUGAAUCUUGAACGUCACUGUCCUGAUCUGGUGAUUUAACUGUGUUCUUAUUAGAAGUCCCCCAAACAGAUGCUUGGAUUUCAUCUGACUAAAACUAAUCUAAUGUUUAAUACGGAUUUGAAGACUUGACUGUCAUAAGAUGGGUUAAUAACCCUAACCCAUUGCUGCAGUAUCAAUCUUAGCAGUCAGUAACAUUCACACAGUCUGGUGUCACAGUGAGAACAAACACAAACUGGUGUAAAGACUGAAACACACUGAUGCAGGUAAACCACACACACACCUGCAUGUAUAACAGUCAUGUGACCUUGGCGUGGUGAUGCGUUCAGGUUUGCUGGUGCUUUGUGGCAUAGUCCCAUUAGGUGUCGCUGAGGGCAGGUAGACACUGAUGCUGUUGUUCACACAUUCCUGUCACACACACACACACACACCUGUCACUGAGUGUACUACAAACACUCACUGUGUGUGUGUCUUGACAUCCUGGUGGCCAUGUGACCCGUGUCCCAGUACGCUUUAGCCACGUUGACACCUGACAUUCUGUAACUGGGCAGACACCGUACGGUUUUAUUAUUAACUCGCACUAGUCAAGUUUCACCCAAAUUUAGCACAAAUUUAGCAGAAUUUUUUCACAUUUCCAUCCAUAGCAAAACUACGAGCCAGUGCACAGAGACACACAGCUGGUGGAGCCCAUUCUCCAACCAGAUGAGGUCAUUGAAAAGAGCUCCAGUCGAGGCUCAAACUGUGGAAAAUAUGACAGAAAUCUGACUUUUUUUUUUUGUGUGUGUGUGUGUGUGUGUGUUAAUGUGAGGAAGGUUAAAACCCCAGAAAUACAUCGACUUUCUGACCAGAAAUCGACCUGAGCUGUGAUUGUUCAGAUGGUUAAUCAGGUGACUUCAAACAACAAAGAUCCAGCACUAGUCUGAACCUGUACAGAGUCGGGCCGGCGUGGUUUGUCUCUUCUCACUAGUGCUAAUACCGUACGUCAGUUUCACUUAUUGUAUCUGCAUUCAAACACUAAAAUUAUAUCUUAUUUUGAGAAAUACCCUCCAAAAAAAAAACCUUCAGUGAGCAAAAGCAGUCAGUGAUGUAAAUGUUACACUUUGUCUAAACACAAGCACCGACUGGUGACCAAAGUAUGACUCUAUACAGAUAUUCAGUGCUAAGGUUAAAUGGUGUUUAAAUCAAAACUUCAUCCUGUUUGGGGUGCACUCCUACCCAGUUUGGAUUUAAUCAUGAUGCACUGAACGACCUUGUGUGAAUCUUGUGUCGAGGGAAAACAUCCACAGGUUAUGAAGUGAUAUUUCUUGCAAUUUUUGAUCACUUUAUAGCGUUUCACAGUUUCACUGAGCAUCCAUGCUUCUGCAAAAAGGACCACAUGGCUUGUUUUUACAUAUUUACAAUCAUGUUUUGUACUGAGAAACAUAUUGCACAUUCCAAAUCUGAUUCUUUCCCCUCUGGGCAGCCAUUUUGUUUCCAAUCAUUUCAAUGGAAAUCAGCCUGCAGUGAGAUAAUCCCUCACAGCCAGGUUUACUUUGGUUUUUGUCAAAUUUAUUGUAAUAUCAUGUGGCGAGAACAACACAGUCAGGUGUUUCAGACCUCUGGUCCCCUUUAGUCGAGAUGUUGGCUGUGAUAGAUUACCACCAUCCGAUUGUGGCAGCGUUCCUGUUAAAGUUUCCGAUAUUUGUUUAGACCUAUCAGCAGUGAAUUGACUAUAAAGGAUGAGAUUGUUUAUAUGCUGUGAGCUGUUGCUAUCUGCGCAUCAGAGGGUUUGAAACAUGUUUGAUUUGUCGUUUUUCUCUUCUAAUGUCACAUUAACAGGAAAAAUGUUUCUGUAUUUUUAAAGUGGAAAAACAUCCUGCUGGCGAGUUGGCACAGUUCCACAUUUUGACAAAUCAUAUUUCUAUGACAGUGAGAAGAUGAGAUGGGGAUCAGUCUCAUGUUUAUGUGCCAAGCAUGGAAGCUUGAGUCAGGGUGUGGUGGUUCGCCUAGCUUAGCAUGAGUAUGUUGCUCAUUUUACACAAGCUAAAUGUGAUGUUUGAAUCUGAUUUUACUUGAACUGCUACAAAUGCUUAGUACAACAAAAUGAGGUAAUUUAUGCUGUUAAUCUGCUGUGUCAAGGUUAACGUUAGGGCCAACCGUCUCGGAAUAAUUCCCAGGAUAAGUGACCAUAUUUAAAUACUAGCUGAGCAGUACUUUUGGUUAUACCUUUCAACCUAAAGUAUUUUAUCAUAUAGGGGAAAAUCAUUUGCAGCUGAAACUUCUGUUCUUCUGUUUGGUUCACAGAAUUUGGCUUUUUUCAAAUUGUACUGUAAUUUUGUUUAACUACUACCUACUACUAGUAGUUAAAGUAAAAUCAUUUACAUGCAAUAAUAUGUAAUUCCCAUGUAUAAAUUGUAGUAACUUUGGUGAUCCUCUGACUUUUCAGGGAGCGGCAUUUUUAUUUGCACAUGUAGUUCGGUUUCUUCCAUAAUCCUGCAAAUCACAUUCCAGCGUUAGCAAUACUUUUGGUUUAUUGCUAAUUAUCAAUUAUUAGAAUACUGUCGUGAAUUUUAAAAAAAGUAAUGAAUGUGUAAACAUAGCUUAUCUGCUGAACAUCGCAAUGUCAUUGUUGUUAUUGACCUAGCAUGCUAAUGUUAGCAUUUAGUCCUAGAUACCACUGUGUUUAAGUACCUAUAGACUAUUUUUGAAAUGUGCACAGUGCUAAGCCGCCUGUUGCUCAAAGCUUCCAGUUUUUAUGCUAUUUUAUGCAAAGCUAGGCUAACGAGGUCUUGACUCAAGUUCUGUACUGAGUGCACACAAGAUUGAUAUCCAGCUGAAAAUCUGACCCUUAGAGAAAGGAAUGAUUUUGUCAAAAUGUUCUUUUAAUGUAUGGUUAAAGUUGCAACCUAGCUUGUUAGUGUUAUGUGGUGUUAAUUAAAAAUUUUAACUUAGUGAUGCAAGAUGGGAAGAGUCUAAAGGGUUAAUUCACCUACAUUUACAAAAUAGUUUAAAAUCCCUGUAACACACGAAUAACACUGUACCCAUAGUGCACAUAAAAAAACAAACUGUCCCCAUAAAACACAUGAAAAAGCAGUCCCCAUAUGACACGUGACCCACCCUCCUGGUUUGUUGGUCUGUUUCUGUUGAUCCAGCAUAAGCCUUAACUGAACAUAUUCUAUUAUUCUGUAAAUCAAAACACUGAAAUGAGGGGAAAAAAGACAAAACGGAGAAGAAAUGUGCUGUAGCUGUAAAAUUUUUAAUCCUUCUCUUUGUUAUUUUCUGGUGUUCUUUCUUAAUAUUUCUAAUCUGAUGUCUGAGCAUGGCGAUGUUUGUAAAAGGGAAAGAUGCUUCAGGAUGGAUGAGGAGCAGUCGUGUACAAAGUGAGCUCGGACAUCUCUUGUCUUUUAGAAAUGUUUUUUAUUGUAUGUGAUUUUAAAAAAAGACAAUGGCAAUUUGAGAAGCAGUUUGUGAAUAAAUUAAGUUUAUUGAGAAUUAUUUUGCAAAGAAAGGGGGAAACUGGUUUCCUGUGUUUAUUAUCAUCAUUCCCAUUGUGUUUGUCAGAAACUAGUUUGGGUAAAAUGCUGGAAGAAUCUUCAUACACCCCUCAUCUUCAUGAUUAAAGGAGCACAUGGCUGGUUUUUCAUG
This is a messenger RNA of Monopterus albus (swamp eel), 7049 nucleotides long. RefSeq names its product family with sequence similarity 53 member C (gene fam53c). Gene Ontology annotation, biological process: protein import into nucleus. Gene Ontology annotation, cellular component: nucleus. Lineage: Eukaryota; Metazoa; Chordata; Actinopteri; Synbranchiformes; Synbranchidae. The transcript has 6 exons. The record is from RefSeq and is a predicted model, not a curated record. The coding region runs from base 750 to 1754 and encodes 334 amino acids.